Cylicocyclus nassatus is the source of this 428-nucleotide messenger RNA. Lineage: Eukaryota; Metazoa; Nematoda; Chromadorea; Rhabditida; Strongylidae. The record is from the annotation of a GenBank genome assembly.
AAAACCCCCUCAAAUUAGAAUCUUGUAUAUUCAUCAGAUGUUUUCGUUUGUGUUCGUUGUUCUCCUUGUGGCUAUCAUUGCCCACACGCAAGCGCUCGAAUGUUACCAAGGACUUGAACACGGUUUUCCUCCACCGUCAAGACGGCUAUGCCCACCCGGAACGAGAUAUUGUUUUACAAGAACGUCAACAACAGAGUCCAAGCAGAUAAUCUCAACCCUAUACAGCUGUGGUACUUUCGCUGAUUGCAAGAAAAAAGGCUGCGAAACACGUAAACUUAAUCCGCCGAACUAUGCUCGCUACGUAAAAAUGUGCUGCUGUGCUUCUGAUGGUUGCAACAAAAGCUAAACAAAAGGGACACCUACAAUAAGUUGUGCCAGUAAUCUCCAAAUUUUGGGCUUUUUUUGGGCGGAAUAAAUCUGUUUGCAAU